AUACACAUUUGUGUAUAAACUAUCAAACGUGACAAAAUUUCAAACGAAAGUGAAAUUCCUAGUAAUUGGUUAGUUUUAAAAUUUUUAAUGUUUGUUUCGUGUACAUAUCUAACAGCAAGAUAAAAUUUUUGCUUAAGAAACAUGACAUCUAUACAAGACAGAUUAAAAUUAAAAAGAUCGUAUGAUACAUGGAGUACUCGCGAACAAUUAUGUUUAGCUUCCAGUGUAUUAAAAUCAGGAGACCAAAAUUGGAUAAGUGUAUCACGAUCAUUGAAAGCAAUUGUUGAGAAAGAAACGUUAAGACCACCGGAUUGGUUUUCUCAAAAAUCUUGUGCUAUUCAAUAUGCACAUUUGUUAGAAAAUGCAGAUACUCCCAAGAGGAAAAAAAGAGAAAGUGGAGAAACUACGGGUGAAUCGAUAGUUAGAAAAUUAACACAAGAAAGGAUAGUUGAACUAGGACAAAUAUUAGCUUUUCAAAGAGACGAAUACCAACAACUUAAAACUGAAAUGAAUAUGCUGAAAUCUGGAUCGAUAUCAGAGGACAAAUUACAAAAAAUGUGGCUCGCAAUGGAACAGGAAGAACGGGAACAAGAACAAAAGGCAAGAGCACAUUCGGUAUGGUUAGCAAAACGUCAACAAAAGCAAGAAUUAAAUUCACCACAAACAAUAGCUAAUAUAAAUCAACGUAAAUCUGCUGAAAAUUCCAUGGAAAUUCAGGAAACUAUAGAAAGUGUGGAUGAAGAUGAAAAGAAAGCAAGAGGAGGAAGGUCGCCAUUAUUAACAAGUCUAUUAAAAUCACCAAGUCCAACGACACAAAUUCAAACCUCAACUACUACGGCACAAGUAAGCUCUCCUACAAUCACAAGCUUACUUGGUUCCAGCCCUAAAGUACCAAAUUCUCAUUUAACACAGAAUGUGUCUCCACAAUUGCAUCAGUUGGUUACUUCUGCAAUUUCAAGUAUAUCAUCAGAAAGACCAUCAGUUGGCGCACCAACCUUAUCUAUGUUAUUAGAAAUGCCUGCAAACGCACAAAGAGGCCCUCUACCUAAUUUACAGUCAACUCCAACUAUUGUAUCUCAACAAAAUGUCCCUACUGAAGUUCAUAAUCUCCAACCUCAACCUGUUCAUCAAGUUACAAUACAAAAUGAAACACCUAUACCCGCUCAAUCUCUUACAAUUAACAAUACAAAUAUUCCAUCUACAGAAAGCAUGGUACAGAUUAUAGAUCAUAUAGAUGAUGUAAUACGUAAAGAUAUAAUGGCCGAUGUAAUAGACAAGGAUGAAAUUAAUGAAAUUAUUGGAGAUAUAGAAGAGUUGAUAAAAGAAGAAAUUACUGGUAGUCCACAAACUUUAGAUACAACUACAUCAACUAUUAAUACCCUCACUGUUCCUCAAAUUCAAGAAGUACCAGUGGUAACAGAACGACCAGAACCUAGAGAUGUAGAUGAAGUUGUAUCACUUUCUAAUUCACCAGAAAGUGAAAUGGCUAUUGAAGAAAUUGAUUCCAGCACAUCAAAUAUUGCAGAAAUUAUAGGGACAGUGGCCAUUGAACCACAAGAACCUAAAGUUAUUGUUGCUGAAAUGUCUGAAACUAUACCAAAUACAUCUGAAGAAAUAAAGUCUGAAAAAAGUUCAUGUUAUGAAAGAGUAACAUUAAAUGAAGAGCUGGUUUCUGAAUUAGACCCUCAAGAUGGUGAAAAUAGCAAAGAUACUCCACUAGAAGAAAAACAAAUUGUUGAGGAAUUUGAUACUAUGGAUUCUACUUCAAAUGUAGAAGCUGAAGAAAGUGAUUCAAAAAUACCUACAAAAGAGUUAAUGGAUGAAAUAGCAGAAGAUGAAGUAGAAGAAGAAGAAGAAACUGAUACAGUAAUUGUAUCAGAAAUUAAAGAUUCACCUACUAAUAAACUACAAAGGGUGUGCUCUGAAGAAUUAGAAAAUAAAGGCAAUAUGGAAUUGGAUCAAUUAGAAAUGCAUCUUGCUAAAAUUACAGGUGAACAGCAAGAUGUUCCAUCAGCAGAAGUUGUUAGUGUUUCAUCUGAAGUAACAAAUGAUCUUCCUAGUACUGAGGAUACAGAAAAAUCACAAGAUAUUAGUUUAAUUUUAGAAGAUGAUGAAAGUAGUUCUGAUGAUAAAAAGAAAAUAACAGAAGAACAGAUAAUAGAAAAUACAAUUGAAAGUACAGAAUCUAUUGAAUCAUUCAAAGAAGAACCUAUAAUUGUAGUCAAAGAAAAAACUAUUAUAGAAGUAAGUGAAGAAUCCCCAGAAAAAUCUCACGAAGAACAAACAGAAGAAACUUUAGAAAUUUAUACAGAUGAAUUUAAGAAAGAAGAUACAAAAGAUUCUUCAGAAGAUACUACAAGCUCUAUUUUGCAAGAUAUAGAAAUAAAAGAAGAAGAAAUAGAAGAAACAACAAUUGUAGAAGAUUCUACUCAGUUGGUAUCACCAGAAGAAAUAGAAAAUUCAAAAACAGAAUCUGUAGUUCCUAUUAAAUCUGAGUUUGAUAUUUCCAUUAUUAAGAAAGAAGAAAAUACAUAUGAAGAUUCAAAAAUAGAAGAAGAAACAAAAAUUCAAUUGGAAAGUACUUUGGUGUCAGAUGUGCAGAAAGAAACUCAAAUAAAAGAAGAAAAGGAAGAGAAAAAAAGUAUAGACAGUGAACAAAAUGUGAAAAAAGAAUUAGAAUCUAUAAUAAGUGCUGGAGAAGAUACUACUGAAUUAGAUGAAGAAGAAUCACCAUUAAGCAAAUUAAAUGGAGGACGCGCUAUGAAAACUUAUUCAAAAAAGCAAAAUGUUUCUAUUGAUAGUGAACCUGAAAAUGAAGGUACUGGAGAAGGUGCAGAUUAUAGAGCAUGGAAGAAAGCAGUCAUGUUGGUUUAUAAUCGACUUGCCACACAUAAGUAUGCAUCUGUAUUUUUGAGACCUAUUACAGAAGAUCAAGCACCUGGAUAUCAUUCGGUCAUCUUCAGACCUAUGGAUUUGUCUACUAUUAAAAAAAAUAUAGACAAUGGAACAAUUAGAUCUACAAUGCAUUUUCAACGUGACGUUAUGUUAAUGUUUCAAAAUGCUAUUAUGUAUAAUAAACAUGAUACAUUUAUUUAUAAAAUGGCAGUUUCAAUGCAGGAAGAAUGUCUGCAGCAUAUGCAGAUAUUGGUACAAGUUACAGGGGAUGGAACACUUAGGAGAGAAACAAGAACUGCAGCAAGUAGUAGUAGUGAGGCUAGUGAAAGUAGUAUAAAAAGAAAACGAAGUCACAUCACCCCAAGUCCUCAUGAUACAGACAGCCCACGUUCAAAAAAACGUAGAAAAUCAGAGAAUGAUUAGAAAAUUUUCCUAUCUAUGUAUAUACAUAUGUAUAAUGUGAUAACAUAUUAAAGUUCUUAAGAACUUUAUUGGAAAGAAAAAAAUGAAAGAAAAGAUAAAUUGUGUUAUUGGCAUUGAGGGAUAAUGCUGGAUGUGCAAAAUGUAUGAGGUCUAUAAAAAGAAAUAUAAUAGUCUGAAA
Messenger RNA from Frieseomelitta varia, 3496 nucleotides. RefSeq names its product bromodomain-containing protein 8 (gene Brd8). The record is from RefSeq and is a predicted model, not a curated record. Lineage: Eukaryota; Metazoa; Arthropoda; Insecta; Hymenoptera; Apidae. The transcript has 3 exons. Bases 142 to 3318 code for a protein of 1058 amino acids. Gene Ontology annotation, molecular function: protein binding. Gene Ontology annotation, cellular component: NuA4 histone acetyltransferase complex.